Schistocerca piceifrons (Central American locust) is the source of this 7009-nucleotide messenger RNA. RefSeq names its product protein PAT1 homolog 1 (gene Patr-1). Lineage: Eukaryota; Metazoa; Arthropoda; Insecta; Orthoptera; Acrididae. The transcript is spliced from 13 exons. The record is from RefSeq and is a predicted model, not a curated record. Gene Ontology annotation, biological process: P-body assembly; deadenylation-dependent decapping of nuclear-transcribed mRNA. Bases 58 to 2559 code for a protein of 833 amino acids. Gene Ontology annotation, cellular component: P-body. Gene Ontology annotation, molecular function: RNA binding.
CAGCUGAGUUGUUCAUGCUGACGUGAAGAUUAUGACAUUUUUUCGUUAACAGAACAAAUGGCAGAUUCUUUUUUUGGAUUUAACACGUCCUUAUCAGGCUAUUUAGAUGAAGAACUGCCUGAUGGACCUGGACCAGAGUUGGAAGAUGAAGAGGAGGAAUAUGAUGCUCUCAAUGAUGAAACGUUUGGUGCUGAUGCACUUGCAGAAGGAGACUGGGAAGAAGACCAUGAGAAACUGGCAGAACUGGCUGAGCAGUCUAGACUCGCUAUUCAUGGAAGUGAGGGUGCAGCAACAGGGCCUAUAUCGUCGACACCUCGACACAACCAGCCCCUGUCUCGCACACAGUCGCUUCCUCAUUCUGAUUCCUCAGAAGACUUUGAUCUUGAGGCUAGAGUUGCCCAUCUUAUGCUUGAAGAGGAAGAUGAAGGUGAUCUAGGAACAGAUGAUGUUGUUUUAGAGAAUGGAGACCUAGAUGCAUCAGAAUCUCAUCAACACAAUAAUCAUUUAGAGAAUGUUGCAAACUUUCCUAAAGUUGCAGACUUGGGUGCUUUCAAUAACAUGUCUCCAUCAAGUUUCUCCAUGUGGGGUGUUGGAAAGUUGGAUGGUCUCACAUUUCAAACAGCUACCACCACUGUUUCCCCAAAACCACUGCCAGGGGGGAAGAGUGUGUGCACAGUGGAAGAACUUGAGCGAGGUCUCAUCCAGCAGUCGGCAGUGUCUUCAGCUUCUAGCCAACCACCUCCACCAGCAGCUGUGCUGCGUGUUGAAGACAUCGAGCGGGAGCUUACUAUGUCAUCUGGACACAGUAAUAGCAGUGGCAGCAGUGCAGGACACUCGUCUGUUACUACUACUAGUCCUGCUGCUGGGCCAAUUGCUCAGCCUACUAGCCCUCCUCAGGUUCCACAAUUUCCACCUCCUCCAAUAACUGUGCAGUCUCAGGAAGCGGUUCGUGGUACCCAGGCAACUCUAGGGCGGGGCAUAAGUUUCCCCCCGCCAGUGUUAGGACUGACUCGAGCAGCAAGUCAUCCGAAUGGCCCUUUUGUGGUGCCUCCACCGAGAGUAGUUGCACCACCUCCUGCCCAACCACCGCCUGGUAUCCACCCAGUGCUGUUGCACCAGGCGAACCACCGACUAGGUUCAAAUCCAAACCUCUUAAGAUUCAUACCUCCACAUUUAAUGGGCCAUCCUGGUACUGUUGGGAAAAGCCUACAAGUCUUUCCAGGUGAUAAUGGAUUGCUGAGAAAUGUGCCACACAGGGGGCCAAAUGUUCAAUUUCGUCCAGGGUUUCCCAUGGGGGACCAUAUGUGGCAGCAGCAACAGAAUCAACACUUACAGCAACAGAAUCACCCACACCACCCAAUGCAUCACCACCCACUCCAUAUCCAACAGCAACAGUUACAGCAGCAGAGGUUGCGGGCAGUGGGGAAGGCUGUCAACCACAGACAGCAUUACAAUCAUCAGCAGCAGAAUGGUGUGGUGGAUGAAUAUGCUGGUCUCAUGAGCCACCGUGAACGGCAGUGGUUGCUUGGCAUUCAAAUGCUACAGCUUAACACUAACACGCCACACAUAGAUGAUUAUUAUUAUACUGUAUUUAUGUCUCGCCAACUGAAAAAUGAGCAGAAAGAUGGCAGUGUCCUUAUUGCUGCUCAACAACACCACCAGCAGCUGCAGCGGCAAAGGGAGCGCAGGGAUAGUCAGCGGUCGGAAGGAGGCCAGUCCUCACUCCAACAGCCCCGGGUCUACACUCCUGCUCAGUUUGAGAACUCACUUGGCAAACUUCAGGUUGGAAGUGUCACUGCACCAAGGAAGAUAAUUGAUAUGGACAUCAUGAACACAGAUACCAGUGAUGCAGUAUUGCCACCACAGCAGAAGGACUUGAGGAAAACUAAGCAGCUUCUUUUGGAAAUAGAAAGGCUGUACAUGUUAAUACUUCAAGUGGAAGAUCUGAAGAGCGACAUACCAGAAAUACGGGAAGCAGUGACAGAAAAUAGAGAAGAACUCCUGCGCAAAAUAGUCUCUGCAGUCCUGCUGGGUGAUCGUCUGGCAAGCAUUCUCUGCGUCCGGAAGGGCAGGAAGCUUAUACUACGGCUGCUGCCACAAUUGCCAUUGGAUUCAUCCAGCCUGGCUCAGCUGUGGGGAAGGGUGGUUCGUGGCCUUGCUUCACCACCAAGGCGAGAUGUGGAAGCUCUGUAUCCUUAUUUCCAUCAAUGGCUCGCUGCCCAGGCUGAAAUGUUGCCACUAAUCAGCAUUGUACGCAGUCCACCUCGCUCCUUCUCUGUCACUAACAAGUUUGCACUUUCUGUGUACGGCGCCCUUUUGGAACGAGCUGAACAACUUUCGUCAGCAGCUGAAUCUGUGCAAUUGGAGGAGUGGGCAGUUUUUGUUCAAAGACUGGGAGCAGCAGCUGCUGGCCUCCCAUCAACACCUCUACCUGACAUGCUGCAGCCACUGGAUGGAACCCUUGCUGCAUCAAACCUGAAGCGUCACUGCCCUCCAUGUAGUGGUUGCGAAUGGCUGACUCGAGCAUUUGGCCCUCGGGAUUCUUCCGUAUCUCGCUAAGAAAAUGGCAGAGGUGUACUUGUGUCCUGGAAUUUCAUUAAUUCUACUGCAUGUCUGCUGUUUGUGUGCACAUACUUAAUUAUCCGAAGCUGUUAACCACUGAGAAGUCUCUUGCCCAUUUGUGGUUGUUGCACAUUAGUUUGUGUAUUCCUACUUUUGAAGCUGUAAAGUUAAUAUGUAAUGUUUUGAAAUGAGACAUGUGAUAUAUGAGUAAGUCUCAGAGAAAACUAUUCUGGCAGCUAUAUAUAUCUGUAAACUAGUAACAUUGAUUACCUCAUUCUUACAUAGUAAGAAUGGGUUGUACGAUUUGUAUCUGUAAGAAGUGAUGAAAUGACAUGUGGAUAAGAAGUAUGUGUGACUAGUGUACCUGCCAAUUCUAUACGUGAUAAGUCUGAUGAUACUACAGUGUGUAGAGUGACACACUGUAAAAUUAGCUGUUUUUGUUCAUUUAUUUGAUAGAUUAAUAUGUUCGUGUAUCGAGUAUGUGUGUAAUAGUUUUGUGUCCUUAGUCCAGAAAGCAUCUAUCUUUGUUGCUAAGAGAAGCACAUUACAAUCACCCUUUUGGUUUCUUGUCUCUCUAACUGGAACACAAAAGAAAUUACUUUUUAUUUUUCAGAGAGGUAGGAAGAUAAACUGUGGAAAGUUUUAAUAAUAGGGUGCUCAUAACUGCAAUAUAGAAGAAAUAAUUUUCUUAUUCUUGUUGUACAUUUAUAUUAUAUGAAAAUGUAUAUUCAGUUUAGAAGUUACUACAUAGUAAUGGAGAAUAUUUUGUUGAUUACAAUUGCUCUGCUGUUCGUACUGAAAUGUAGAGGCUAGCAGUGAGAAGUCCAUUAGUUAUACACUAUUUCCUGACACCAAGCAGUGGGCUACAUGCCUGUUUUUGUCUAUUAUGUCCUGGGCAAUUUGUAUCUGAGGUUUGCUUUGGACUAAAAACCAUGUAGCUUACAAACUCAUAAGCGUUUAAUUGCAAUGAUUGUUUAUUUUAAGCUUGAUAAAGAGUUUCUGAUAGAUUUUCUUAAUAUAACUAUUGAUUUCUGUCAUUAUCAUUAAUGAUAAAGACUGUUGAGAAGCCAAGCUUUGGCUGUUUUGUUCCAUGAGUUUAACGAUAUGAUGUGAAAGAUUAUGUUGAAUGAGAUCUGAAUGUUCAUUAAAAACCUGGUAGCCAUAUUAAGUCUAUAGUUUUGGGCUCCUAUAUAUUUGAAAACUUAGUAAUCAAUUUUUAAAUUGCUUUGGUAAAAUUUGCAGUAAUUUUAGAUGUUCAGAGUCCUUCAGCUUUGAAAAUGGGUGUGUCACUUUCUCAGCUAAAAUGCGUAUUCCCUCAAAUUUAAAUGCAGACCUGAAAAAUAUCAUUUAUUGAUUUAUUUACCAUUCUGGUAUUUGGACACUAUUAAUAUGACUGCAUACCUUAACCUUGUUGGAGAUGUUCUAAAUUUCAUUUUCAUGUGUUUAGCAAAAUGAUUGAAACAUGUUGGCAGCUAAUAACCUAUGUUCAUCAAGCUGUCAGUUACAAAGUAGCACCUUUCUGCAGUUAUAGGAAUACUUCAUUUGAAAAUAGCUUGAAAACCGUCUCAAAGACAUCCAUAUAAUUUGUGGAACACAUUUUGUGAAUUGUAAUACGUUUAAUUUGGAGUUUAUUUCAACAUAUUUUGGUUUCGUUCUUCUCUUAACCCCCCCCCCCCCCCCAACCCCUCACACAGUCAGUUUUAGAAAGUUGUUGUUUCAUAACCUCUGUUCAAAAAAUCUGACAUUACAGGCUACAAACUGUUUUCAAGGAAAAAAUCCCGUAUUUAUCAGAAGUGUAAUGAGCUGACAGGACCAAUAAAUAAAACAGGUGAUAGCAAAUUUUGGAAACUAAAAUUUGUUACUGCCAUGCAUCAUAUCUCAUAUUUGUCCUGGACUCUACAAUAUUAUCUGUGCGUACUUUCUUCAUCUUUGUUCUUUAACUUCCAACGAACUCCCACAAGGUGGUAAAACCAUUUUCAGAUUGCUGCUAAUUCUGUUGUAGUUUCUACAAAUAAUGAUAGAUGGUGGUAGUAUGCAUACAGUCAAUUUCAGUUUUGUAAUUUUUUUUCUUAUGUUUCCAGAGAAGCAAGAACUUCAUAGUGUUUUGAUUGUCAAGAUUUGUAAAUAUAUUCUGUGUUUGUUCAGCAUGUAGGCUCAAAAUUGAAUACUGCCAUUCCAUAUUACAUGGCAUGUCAAUUAUGUUUGAGUAUAGGUCUCUGUUUUCUACUGAGAUUAAGUGUUAUAGAGGUGAGCACUGCAUUAUGGAGGUCUGUAAAUGUUACUUUUCUGUACUGUAAUUUGUCAAUUUUUUCUGGAGCCCAAGUAAUGACUUAUAAAUUGUGUAGAUGUAUCAUUUGCAAAGUUCCAUUAGACUUUUUUUUUUCAACACUGAUUUUGAUUUAAAGGCUGUGUCAUAGUCAUGAAACACAAAAGUGACAUUUUGAAUGCAAUUAUAAGUGUAAUUAAUUCCUCGAAUAUUUAUCAUAUUAUAGUUUUAUUUUUUAAAAUGAUGGUAAAUAUUUCGCAAGAAAUUUAUUAUGAGAAUAGAUUGUGAUUAUGUUUUGUUUUUAACUUUGAUUUGUAUGACAGGCUUUCAGUAGUUAAGAAGAAUGACCAAAACAUAAUCUGCUGGCGUUUCAGCUGAAGACUAAGCUUUAUAUCUGAUCAUUUUUCACUAUUUGUAGUUGAAGUAUUAUUAAUUCACUAAUGAGUGCAAUAACAAUGUUAUGUGGCUUAUUUUCUAAGACUGCUGUGUUGUCAAUGUAAUUUGAGAACUUGAAAUUUAUUGUACAUUGCCAGAGAGAGAGAGAGAGAGAGAGAGAGAGAGAGAGAGAGAGAGAGAGAGAGAGAGAGAAUUGAUUAUAUGUCAGCAACAAACACUUAGCCAAUGGCGAAAUGCUGACAUUAAAGAAUGUGAGGAGAAUAUAUUUGCACCAAGCACACAAUUAGUUUUAUCUAGUAAACCAUAAUUCCUACACCACAAGCUUGCUUUCUACAUCAUAACUAUUUGUUCCAUGUUAUUACGUCAAUGCUUGAUAUUCUUUCAUAUAUAAGGGUUAGUUUCUCAAGGACUACAACUGUUUAAGUAAUUCACAAAUUAUGACAAUUUUGUGUGUCAGUCACACUUUAUUUCUGCCCUCAUUACUGAUGCAAAAUAUUGCUGAUUAUACUUUGUCCGUGAUUAACUAAAUUUUGCUGUUUUAAUGUCAAUGAAACAUGAAGGAAGGAAAUGACUAUGACUUUUUAAGUUCCAGUGUUCGUGGCACAGUUUUGAUCUUAGUCCAAAUUACCCAUCUCAAAUUUUUCUGUCUAAAAAAUGUAUCUGUAUACUGGACACUGGACUGUCAUCUUUAAAGUAGAGUACAUAAUUAGUUUUGCCAUAUUAACUAUAAUUUGUACUAACUAGUUGGUAUGUACUUCAGUUGUCCAAAAGCUCACUAUUAAUUAACUGAAUUUGGUUAUUGUAUGUAUUUUCUUUGUGAGAAAUAGUGCCUCUUUCUGUGCUUCAAUUUUUCUUCUUCUUUAUCUGACUGUUAUGAUUGUGAAUCAGCACCACAUCUCUGUUGUACUGAAAAUCUUACUGAAAAAUGUCUACCAGAGAGGUAUCGUUUCGUUCUUCACUUGUAAUUUGCAAGAACCUGGUGACGUUUGAAGAAAUUUUCAUGUUUAAUUUCAUUAAUUUGCUCCGAUUGUCUUCAAAUUGUUCUCCUUUACUUCAGUCUAUUAAAGGUUUGUGUCUACAUAAUGUAUUGAUUUCUUAUAUAGUUUCUAGAUUUUGCAGUUUCUUGCUGUAAGUUAGACACAGCGAAUAGCAUAAUGCUUGCCAAUAUUGGUAAUUUAUCUAUUAGUGUGGUAUACUUUGUGAUCCUGAUGUCUUUCUCUUACUGUUUUGAUGAAUAGUAUGUUUGACAUUGAAAGUCAUAAAUUGAAAGUACCACGCAGUUUCCUUCCUCUCUCAACUUGCCUUUUGAACCUCCUUUUCCUUUCUUUUUAUUUUUGUGCAAAAUUUCAUUAUAUUCUUUAAAAAAAUCUAGAAUGUGUAUUAAUUGAUAAAUAUAUAUCUAUCAUCCUUAUCAGAGUCCAUGAUUUAACUUGAAAAUAAACAUAAUUAAAACUUAAUUUGAAAAGCAAAUACUACCAGAAUUUAAACUAGAAGUCAUCAUCUCUUUUUCUGAUCUUAAGUGUAGGGUGCCACCUGCCGCAAUGGUAUCCUGCAGUUGCAAAUUCAUCCGCCAUAGCCAGUAUUGUUAAAAUCCUUGUACUGUAUCCUGUGGUAAUGUUCUUUUGCUACAUAAGUUUCCCGAGUCAACCAGCCCACAUGCAGUUAAUGUGAUGCAAAAUCUACCAUUACAGCGGACUCUGCUUACAUCAUUAAGGCAGUCAUCCUGUCUGCACACCAUAAUUCAUUUACAGUUUAUAAGUCUGCUUAAUAGCCUGUUGAAUUCUG